Messenger RNA from Arachis duranensis, 372 nucleotides. RefSeq lists its product as uncharacterized. The transcript has a single exon. NCBI's taxonomy places the organism in Eukaryota, Viridiplantae, Streptophyta, Magnoliopsida, Fabales, Fabaceae. Bases 1 to 372 code for a protein of 123 amino acids. The record is from RefSeq and is a predicted model, not a curated record.
AUGGGUGAACACGUAUUUCUAAGGGUUACUCCAAGAACUGGGAUCGAAAGGGCGAUCAAAACGAAUAAGUUGAAUCCGAAGUUUAUUGGACCUUUUGAAGUGUUGAGGCGAGUCGGGCCGGUGGCAUAUCAAGUAGCUUUGCCGCCGCAUUUAUCUAACUUGCAUGACGUAUUCCAUGUGUCACAACUUUGGACGUACACAUCGGAUACGGGUCAUGUGUUAGAGCCUGACUCGGUCAAAUUGAAGGAAAAUCUGACUUUUCAAGUCACACCAGUGUGGAUCGAUGAUACUAGUGUGAAGAAGCUACGUGGAAAGGAAGUUCUACUGGUAAAGGUAGCUUGGAAUAGAGCUGGAAUGGAAGAGCACACUUAG